AUGCCAACCAGACCUGCAUGUCUUGUUUGCGUUCAGCAUAAUAUCGCACAUCUCUGUGGAUAUCGUAAACCAGACUGGGCAGAUCAUGAAAAACUAGGGAGAAGAAAGCCGGAAGAGGUCUUUGAUCUAGAUGUGGAUGAAAUGAAGGAUGUCAAGAUUAGGAAGUUGGAAGAGCGUAUUGAGCAGUUGGAACAAGACAUUCGGUACUAUAAGAAUGGUGCCAACUACAUGACUAUGGAUGAGGAAUCUGAGUCUAAAUGCCAUUUUGUUCCUAAAAAUCUUAGCUACGAUACUGAUUCUGGAUGUAUUACCAAUAUCUCUUCCCUCACCCCAAAGGGUAUGCUCAGAUCCGAUCCUUUUUACACCACCUCCCUACAGUAUUUUAAAAAGCACAAUAAUCUCCCUAUGGACGUUCCCUAUAUGAUUUUGAAUACGAAUCCAUUGGGUGAAAGCGAUAUCUCGGAAGAGGAGCUGCAGAAUGUUUCCGAGCAGACUUUCAGGCAGAGAAUCAUUGAAUCUUUGAGAAGGUUGCAAACGUUGAAGAUCAGCGAUGUAGGAAGAUCAGCGUUGAAUGCUUUCUCAGUUCCUCUACAGGUUCAAGGUAUUACAGUGCCUGAAAAUUAUAAAGAGAAGUUGUUGGAGAGGUUACAAGAAGUGCUGCCUUCGGAAAAGGUGGUGGGGUUACUUAUCGAACGGUUUUACCGGUACAUUUAUCCAAUCUUCCCAUACUUAGAUCAGGAGGCUUUUAAGAAAAAUGUUGACAGUGUUCUCCGCAUGCCUAAGGAUCACACUGAAUAUUAUCAGCUAGCACUCGACUCGGAUACUAGCUUUAUAACGAUCGGAUUGCUCUUGCUUGUUCUCUAUCUUGGUAGCCUGACGUUAAGAACUGCGCUGAAUGUUCCAUAUACGAGAUACGAUGAGAACACUAGCAUCGAGAAUAUUGCCUAUAUGUUGGAGCAUCCCCUUGAUCGUAAGAUUAUAUCCACCGCUAGAAUGUGCGUCGACAAAUUCAGUGUAUUCGGUCGAUGCUCACUUGAUUUAUUGCAAUUUUACGCUUAUCUUAGAGUUGUUUCACAAUGUUCUCCAAGCAUCAUGGAACCGAGGGAUUUAGGCCAAUUUUCAGAUAUUGUCAAGAGAAUGACAGUUUCCUUUAAUCUUAACAGAGAUCCUUCCAAUUUCAAGAAUAUGAAAGACAAUCCUCGGUUGGCCAAUCUAACCAGAAAAAUAUGGUACGGAAUCAACUCGGAUAACUUCUAUGCUGAUUAUAUUUCCGAAGGCUUUUUUCUGAAAUGCCAAGACCAUGGUGUGGAAUUGCCGGUGUAUCAUGGCAUUAUAAACUCUAAUUGCCAUAACUUGGACUUGGAGCAAGUAGCGAUAUAUACGAUUACGCUUAAAUCGGAAUUUGAAGCCAUCUAUGAUCGCAUCCGUUCAAAGGUUAUGGACCUUCGUGAGGAUCCUAAAACAAGCCAAGUUGUUGAGUUGCAAGACGAAUUGAAAAGACUUAUUGUAUCGAGAUUACAGCCUUUAUCUUCCCUACUUCACCAGAAUGAGAAUGAGCCACUUUCUGUUAGGGUGAAGCGAGUAAUUCAAUUUUGCAUCUAUCUGGAAUCCCAUUCAAUGAUCUUGUCACUUAGUUUCCAUUUGUUCCUUCAUUAUGAAGAGCGAAGUUUGUCUGGUCGCUUUCAAGAUAUCGAGUUGGCAUUCAAGUAUCAGAAACGAAACUUGGAGCUGUCGCUCAAUUUGCAAUACCUGGUUUACCAUAUGGUUGAUCAGAUAUCAUCAUAUUUUGGUUCUGGAUUUGAUUAUUUGGUUGCACCUAAUCUUAUUUGCGCGUUGGAUAGUUCAAGACCUAUCCUUAUGGGUUUAUUGUCACGUGUAAUUCUUUAUCAAAUUCUGGGAACUCAUGAUGACACUCUCAGCAAAGUUAUGAGCGAAAGUUUGGAAUCGCUUCUCAAAAAGGUUGAGGAGUCACACAAAGAUCUUAUUGAGAGUUAUAAAAAGCUUGCACAUAGCUAUUAUCAUGCUUGGAGACUCAGCAAAGUGGAGACUUUUAAGUAUGUAGAGUUCAAGGAUCUGAGAAAGGAUUGGGAGAAGAGUGCUGAAAAGGUUGCUCCAUUUGUUCCAAAAAUGUCUGAGAAUGUUAUGUCCAGGUGGACAGGAGAUCAUAUGGAACAACUCGUUGAGAUUUUCGAAACUAGUAAGAAAGCUGGUAAUAGUAGACAGAUUAAGGAAAUCCCGGAAACACUUUUCACUCAGAAUUCUGCCUUUCCUGCAGAUAUGAGAGAUGAAGAUUGGAUAGCUACAUUUUUUGGUUGUGGACAAGAUGAAAGAACCAUUAAUGCCAGUACAGGGCCAACAGAAUUACCUGAUUUGGUUUCAGGCACUGAAUGGGACGAAAUCUUGAAGAACAUAGUGGAUGACCAGAUCUAA
Brettanomyces nanus is the source of this 2430-nucleotide messenger RNA. RefSeq lists its product as uncharacterized. Gene Ontology annotation, molecular function: RNA polymerase II cis-regulatory region sequence-specific DNA binding; DNA-binding transcription activator activity, RNA polymerase II-specific. Gene Ontology annotation, cellular component: nucleus. Gene Ontology annotation, biological process: regulation of transcription by RNA polymerase II. Lineage: Eukaryota; Fungi; Ascomycota; Pichiomycetes; Pichiales; Pichiaceae. The transcript has 2 exons. The coding region runs from base 1 to 2430 and encodes 809 amino acids. The record is from RefSeq and is a predicted model, not a curated record.